AUGAUUAGCUUCAUAACAGAUUGUGAGGGCGACUACCAAUACUGGAGCCGAUGCGUGGCUCUGAGCGAAGUGGUCGAGUUCAAUUCAGAAGGUUCACUGUCAUUCAAAAGGCGAGACGCCCAAGAUUACUUUGUGUUUGGAGGGGAUGUGUUUGACAAGGGCUUGGGAGACCUGCGGAUUGCUGGGCAGCUGUUGGAAUUCAAGAAGUCCCACCCCGACCGUGUCUGGCUGCUUGCUGGCAACCGCGACUUGAAUAAAUUGCGUUUCCCAGCGGAGUUGGCAGAAGAUGACAUCGACGUGCCCCAGCCGGUCCCGUUGUAUCCACGGGCACCACCACAGGUGUCUUUACGCAGCUUUCUAGAGAAGCAGUUGGAAGGUGAAGAUGCCGGGAAAACCGUGGACGAUGUCAAUACUCAGGCUAAUCGCCUACGGUGGAUUUUGGACCACACCAUGACAGCUACCGGCGCUUUCGAGCUUCGCAGGCAGGAGAUGGCAAUCCUUUCGGGCAAAGAUGCUUGGGCGGUCAGCGAUGAUGAGGUUGUGAGCAGCUUCCUCGAAUCGGUUUCGCAGGAAGAUGGGUUGGUCUGGGAGUAUCUGAUCCACAGCAGCCUUCUAGUGGUGAUUGGGGACUGCCUGUUCGUGCACGGUGGGCUUCCCAAGGAUGCCAUCAACUGGAUUCCUUCCAUGGACAUGCGCUACCUGCAGCCUGACGAAGGCGCCACCUGCGGGGGCAAGCGUGUGGAGGGUGCGUUGCAGGAUUGGGUGGGCGCCAUGAACGACUUUCUUCAGGAGGGCUUGCGCGAUUUCCGAGCGCAGAUGUAUUGGCGAUCGGGCCGCGUUCGCGGGGGCGAGGGCCUCUUGUGCCUAACCAGCACUCCGGCCUGCUUUCGACGCUCCAUUGUGGUAGAGUCACUGUUGCAAGGAGGCAUCCCUGAUCACUUGGACGGGGAGGUUGAAGCCUUCCUCAUGAAAGGGGGUGUUCGGACUGUUUUCUGUGGACACAAGCCCUGUGGCGACUCCCCUUUCGUUGUUCGCGGGGAGAGUGUGGCAGUGGUUCAUUGCGAUACCACCUACAGCGAUGCAGCUGCCCCGGACAAGCGCG
Messenger RNA from Symbiodinium pilosum, 1102 nucleotides. The record is from the annotation of a GenBank genome assembly. NCBI's taxonomy places the organism in Eukaryota, Dinophyceae, Suessiales, Symbiodiniaceae.